Molecule: messenger RNA, 652 nt
Organism: Pisolithus orientalis
Lineage: Eukaryota; Fungi; Basidiomycota; Agaricomycetes; Boletales; Pisolithaceae
Exons: 3
Coding region: 89-502 (137 amino acids)
Source: RefSeq, a predicted model, not a curated record
ACCCCAUGACAUCACGCGCUCCUUCGACGUCAUUCAACGCACACACCAGAUAUAUAUUCCGCGUCCAACGCGACAACAUGUAGCAAGCAUGAGUGACAAGUACACCGACGACAAAAUGCGACCCUCGGCGAAUACGUCACGCACAGGAAACUACCCUCCGCAAGGGGACACCACAUCGUCGGGAGGUUAUGGUGCAUCGAACACGUUCUCGCCCAGAAUACAGCGCGGCGUUGAUGUGUUCGCUGAUUCAGACAACUCUGCGAGCACUCAUCCUGCUACAACUGCAAUCCAGCAGAGUACGACGGGUACAGACCUGAGUGGGGAGAUGCAGGACGCGCAGCAAGGGGUGGAUCGGGACGCAAGAGCAGCAUUCCAGGAACGUCCUGGUGGUCGAUCGCUUCGAGGAGGGGACGACGGAGCAUCACUGGAUAGCCGCGAGGAGGCGGAGGCGGCACUGAGGGAUCGAUACGCGCUCUCAGGAGUAAUGCCUGAGUCGGACUGAGGAGGGGGGGAAGGGGCAAGCAGGUGUUCGAGGUUGGGUUGGUGGACUUUUAUAAAUUGGCAGCCCUGGAGGAGGUCCGGAUACAUACAUACAUAUGUGAACUUACGCGAGCGUUCCAAUGCCGCAGAUCAAAUGAAAGGAAGCUCGACG